Colletotrichum phormii is the source of this 944-nucleotide messenger RNA. RefSeq lists its product as uncharacterized. The transcript has a single exon. The coding region runs from base 55 to 876 and encodes 273 amino acids. The record is from RefSeq and is a predicted model, not a curated record. Lineage: Eukaryota; Fungi; Ascomycota; Sordariomycetes; Glomerellales; Glomerellaceae.
GCUUCGACUCUUUGUUCAGACUGGUCAAGCCUCGUAGCCCGCGGCGAUUCGAAGAUGUCAAACUUAAUCAUGUACGGUCGCUGUUCUGUUACAACUCGAGGGCCUACUGAGAUUGAUAAGGUUUACGUCAACCAAAAUUGCAUCCUGCGGCUUCGAGGCGAAGCCAAGAUUCACGAUGUGAUACUCAACGACCAUUGCCAACUCCUAAGCUGGGAGGCUUCCUGGACUAAACUGGUAGUCGGAAAUGAUCAUUGCAGUCUUAUAUUCCAAGGAAAAACCAGGAUUCUCAGUGCAGUGCUCACCGAACACUCUCAAUUAUUGAGUAGAGAAAGCGCUCGUGUACAGUCUCUUGUCGGCCGAGACCACUGCAAACUCUUCUUCCAGGGAAAGACCAACAUCGAAGCUGCAUCUCUUCGAGAUCACGCUUUGCUUUUUUGCAGAGGAAGAUCCAAAAUAAGAGCCGUCGUUGCUUCUGACUGGUCAUUGGUAGCGAUGAUGACAGUUGGAAGACCCAGCAGUUUACUCUUACAAAAUUAUGCCAAGGCCUUUCUCACAGAUUCUACCGCCACCAACCUUCCAUAUAAUCCCAAAGAUGAUAGCUUAGAGAAUUCAGAGAAUCAAUCUCAGGCAGGGAACAGUGUGAAUAAUAUCUAUGUUGAGCAUCAGGCCAGACUUGCGGAUCUGACAAGGGCCUACGAAAGCGACGAGAAAUUGGAGAACGAAGCAAGCACGAAUGACUUUACGACCACGCAAAUGAUGACAUGGUCGAAGAAGAUAGCGUUUCCAACUGGAGAUGGAUCAAAGAAGCUGUGGAUCAGGUCAAGCGUGAGGCGUUCGCAGAUGGCCAGUGAGUUCAAUCUUUUGAGGGCUGGCUGACCUGCGCCUUGAGAAGCCUGCUGGGGUUGGUUAUUUAACCCCCGGAGCUCCUGGAUGGUAUGGAUGAG